Messenger RNA from Vigna umbellata (rice bean), 2221 nucleotides. Its product is annotated as cadherin EGF LAG seven-pass G-type receptor, putative (DUF3527). The record is from RefSeq and is a predicted model, not a curated record. NCBI's taxonomy places the organism in Eukaryota, Viridiplantae, Streptophyta, Magnoliopsida, Fabales, Fabaceae.
UGCUAUUCUUGUAAUGCUUAGUUUCUAGUUGAAGGAAGAUUAGGGUUAAAAAAGGGUUUUUGAGCCACUGGGAUAUUGUGGUGUGAUAGAGGAAGAAGAUGGAAAAUACACUGAGUUGGGUUCACAAAAGGUGUCAAGGUAAAAGAGAUUCAUUAUAUGAAGCAUCUGAGUCAAAAAAGUUGGCUAAAAGAAGAAUUUCUCAGCAAGCCGUGUCUGAAAACACUAUCCAAUCACAAAAUAGUGUUUUCCCAAAGCAUUUAUUCUUUCUACUUGUUCAUGGACACUACAAGAUUCCAAAGCUUCUGGCAAGUGCAGAUGAGAUGUAUCUUCGUCGCUGUCUGGAAUCUGUGCACAAUAGUGCAUUGAAAGCUUCUCAGCACAACAAACCGGUGAGCACAUCCUUAGAAAUCAGAAACUUGUGGACUUCAGCAGAAAGUGGUGGUUCGGAUCAGUUAGUCUUAGCACAGCCUGUAGCUUCCAUGACUGAGAGUUUAGUUGAUAGUACUGAUGCAGCAGAGAAUUGGACUUUAGGCACUGUAAUGGGGACUAAAAGUAUGAUCAAUAUACUGAAUAGUCCUUUACUUCAGCAGUUUAGUGCUUCAGAAAAAAAUGAAAAAUUGAACAACAUGAACUUGACUGAUUCUAAAAAUAUGAUAUGCUAUGAUUUUGUGGAUUCUCCAAGUGGCUUUAGUAUCUCUUCUCAUAGAAAAGUAAUGGAAACACCAAUGAUGCAAAGUCAUGAGUAUGGUUCCAUUUCAGUUAAUAAAAGAAGCACUUCCAAGAAUAACUCUGCUUGCUUUGAUUGGAUGAUGUCUUCUGCUGCUUCUAACGUGUCUCAAGGAAUGCUUCAGUGCACUUGGAAGCAAGGUGUUCCUUAUUUUGUUUUUUCUGCAGACGAUCAGAAUGAGGUAUAUGUAGCCAAAUUGAGCAAGGUAGACACAACACAUGAUGAGGAUUUGGACUAUGUGUACCUGUUUCACUUGAACAAGAAAAGCCAGAAGGGCCGCGAGUUUCCUGAGGGAAAUUUGCAACUUGUUGGUAAGAUGAAUGUAUCAACCUGUCUCACCCUCUGCCCUGAAAAUUUUAGAGUGAUGGAGACAAGGUUUAUACUAUUUGGUGAUGGUAAAAUUUGUGACAGAGAAAUGUUCACUUCAAAUCAUUCUCACGUAAAGAACAAGGGCAUGGCUAAGAAAACAUCACGAGUGUUAAGAACUACUCCAUCACCUAUACACAGAACACUCUCAAGGUUCAGUAGAUCAAAAACCGUGAGAGAAAGUUGUGCAUUGGAUCAACAAUCAUGUGGUCUAGAUGAGAACAAUUUAUUAGCAUCUAAUGUUCCACCAAAUUUUGAGUUGGCUGCCAUUGUGGUCAAAGACCAUCUUCCCUCUAAAAGUGUGGACAAAGUAGGAGGCUGGGGUAUGAAAUUUCUCAACAAAUUUGGUGUGAAUCAAACUACAUUUCCUUCUGAAAGUUGUAAUCGAAAAUGUGGGGCUUCCUUAACUAGCACAAGCAUCAUCAUUCCAGCAGGCCUUCAUGGAGGACCUAGAACAAGAAAUAGUGGUCCCUCCAGUCUCAUUGAUAGAUGGAAAUCUGGUGGGUGCUGUGACUGUGGUGGCUGGGAUGAGGGAUGUCCCCUAACAGUACUUCAGAGAAGAUCUACCAAUGAGAACCUUCUGUCUCAUGUAGAUAUGCAAGGAGAACGCAAGUCUAUUGAAUUAGUUACUCAGGAUUCAAGCAAUUCCAGCCCCUCCUUGAGGAUGGUUAAUAUUCAUAAUGGAUUAUAUUUCAUCCAUUUUCAAUCACCCUUGUCUGCACUACAAUCUUUCUCAGUAGCAGUGGCGAUUAUUCACACGCAGAGUCCUACUCUUCAUCCUAAAUGAUGCAUGGGAAUUGUGACAACAGAAAAAACAAAGUUAAGGUUAUUUAGCAGAAUGAUCAUCCUCUAACUAGGUGUGCAUAUAUCAGGCAAUUGAUGAGAACAUUUAGGUGAACACAUGAAUCAGGUUUUCAUUCCAUUGUUUAUGGUUGUUGUUUGUCAUAGUUAAGUAGUUCUCUUUGUCCUUUUUACUCAAUUCUUGUAACCAUAUUUUUUUCCCCUGUUCUUUUUGCUGAAGGGGGUGGAAUGUAAAAGCUUUUUGAUGGAGAAAAUUUGGCAAAUCCUAGUAUUGUGAUUGGAUUUGUUAUAUUUGCUGAUAAGAGGAUAUUGUAAUUAGUCCUUAAC